Dentiscutata heterogama is the source of this 459-nucleotide messenger RNA. The record is from the annotation of a GenBank genome assembly. NCBI's taxonomy places the organism in Eukaryota, Fungi, Glomeromycota, Glomeromycetes, Diversisporales, Gigasporaceae.
AUGGCUGACAAAUUAAGUAAAGAGGAAAUCAAGAAGAUUUUUGACUCUUUCGAUACAAACGGCAACGGUAAAUUAUCUUAUUCAGAAAUUGAAAAUACUGUACUCAGAACCUACCCACAAUUUAAUAAUAAAAAAAAGGUCAUAAUGCGAGCUUAUAAAGAAGCUGAUGCUUCAAAGAGCGGUUACAUUGAAAUCGGUGAAUUUGGUCUUCUUCUUGAUUCUCUUAACCAUUUUUAUGAGCUAUAUGAAAUUUUUCAGAAAAUUGAUAUAGAUAAUGACGGGCGUAUCAAUUUUGAUGAUUUCAAAAAAGGGCGUAAGGUCCUGAAAUUAACCGAAUUUUCAGAUGCUGAGCUUAAGAAGGAAUUCGAGAAAAUCGAUUUGAAUAAUGGUGGACUUAUUCUCUUUGAUGAGUUCUGUGAAUAUGCUGUCAAGAGAAACUUAGUUAAACAAGUUCAUUAA